AUGCCUCGGGGUCGUGUAGCAGGGGUGGCCUCUCUAAGCAGUAAGGGUCCUCCGGUCCAACAGCCGCCGACCUUCCUGGCUCGACCUUUCAUACCUCUCGAUGUGGUCAACACGGGAGUGUUGUGGAAUCCUACAGAGCGUAUCCAAGCAGAUCCCCUAUUGUCUGACAAGGCGACUUUCUUACGUCACCUGGAGGGGGCUGAUGAGUUCUUCCGAAGGAGUGUUGCGGCCCAUCCAGUAUUGGUACGACAGAGCCUCCAUAGACUGCAGCAAGGGCAUGGGGUGCCAACGGUCGCCUUCUGUGGCCGAUCUAAUGCUGGCAAGUCUAGUCUGGUGAACGGCUUGUUGUUCGGUCGACAGGUCGCUAGAGCCUCUAAGACUCCUGGUCGGACCAGACAGCUGUUCACGUUCGACUUGGGCAGAGAUGAGCACAUUAGAGAGGGUAAGGGUAGGCCCCUAAGGAUAGUCGACUUACCAGGGUUGGGGUUUGCUAAGGGAAUCGACGCUGACCAGAAGGCAGAAUGGAGGGCCCUUGUGGGGGAGUAUAUGGAGAGGGCUGACAAUCUACGUUUAGUCGUGUCAUUGAUAGACGUCAUUGAAGGGGUUAAGUCGACCGAUGAGUAUCUCUGGAAGCUGACGGUUAGAUCGAUGGAGAACCGUAGUAUUAUGGAGGAAGGGCCGCCGCCACCGAGGAAUAUAAAAUCUAGGUUGAUGGUGGUCCUCACCAAAGUGGACAGAGUCCUUCCCACCACCCUUCACGAGGAGGUAGCCUCCAUCUUAUCGCGGAUAGAGUACUGGCAGAAAGAAUACGACCUUACCUUUUGGCCCUACGUACACUGUGUGAGUGCACAAGAUGGGCACGGUAUGUCCGAACUUCGGGCGGCUUUGGUCGAGGCUAUGGAUAAGCGAUGUUGGAAAAAACAAAAGAUUCCUGGCAGGUCGAAAUUGAUGCCACCAUGA
This is a messenger RNA of Perkinsus marinus ATCC 50983, 960 nucleotides long. RefSeq names its product GTP-binding protein, putative. Gene Ontology annotation, molecular function: GTP binding. The transcript has 8 exons. The record is from RefSeq and is a predicted model, not a curated record. Lineage: Eukaryota; Perkinsozoa; Perkinsida; Perkinsidae. The coding region runs from base 1 to 960 and encodes 319 amino acids.